CUUUUACUUUAAGUCAAAGUCGAAUAAACAUUUUUGGUUAUGAUUUGAUUAUUGUAAUUAUAAAUUGACUCUUUUUAGUUGCAGCUGUUAAGGAUAUCGAAUAUGUUGGGAAUACGUGCUAUUUGCAACAUAGCCACACCCUCAAAAUCGUUAUUAGUGAAUCAAACUAGAAAUACUUUUAUUUUACGGAGAAGAUGGCCUCCACCGUUGCACAAGAAACACGGAAAACCUGCUAAAAUGAGAGGGAGGCACUUUGUCUAUGAUUUAGUGGAAGACACAAAUGUUGUAAAGAAGCCAGACAUGAAGAUAAUCUUGAACCAAUUUAUCGAUGGUGUCGGAGAGACUGGAGAUGUUUUGACUCUGAGUCCCGCCAAAGCCUACAAGAACUUCCUUGUACCAGGCUUGGCAGUGUAUGCUACACCAGAAAACAUAGCAAAGUAUAAGGUUGAUGAAAACAAGCCGAAAGACAAAAGCAAUUUCAGUUCUCCAUAUGUACAAAGGACUAUGAGCUGUUUGUCACGCCUAGUACUACAGAUAACUAUGAGCAAAACUGAACCCUGGACACUGGAACCUUGGCAUGUGCGGACAUCUUUCCGGAAAGCAGGAUUUGUGGUGCCAGAAGAUACUAUAACUAUGCCUCCAGUCAAAAUCUCAGGUCCUGAUCUGUCUUUGCAGGAGAAAGAAUUUUAUGUGACUGUCAAGAUAAAUAACAAGGAAGAAGUCAAUGUGAGAUGCAGGAUACAUCACUGGGCGACAGGUCUUGAAAAACUACCAUGGGACGAGUUCCAUUGGAAAAAACCUCGUGAACCGCUUAUCCCAGAACAAGCGGCGGAGUUAGCGAAUAUACCCUUAGCUUAAAUAACAUUAUAUUAACUGUUAGUAUAGUAAAGAAAUAAGAAUUA
Messenger RNA from Papilio xuthus (Asian swallowtail), 902 nucleotides. It is a transcript of the gene mRpL9, whose product is annotated as mitochondrial ribosomal protein L9. Gene Ontology annotation, molecular function: structural constituent of ribosome. NCBI's taxonomy places the organism in Eukaryota, Metazoa, Arthropoda, Insecta, Lepidoptera, Papilionidae. Gene Ontology annotation, cellular component: ribosome. The transcript has 5 exons. Bases 103 to 858 code for a protein of 251 amino acids. Gene Ontology annotation, biological process: translation. The record is from RefSeq and is a predicted model, not a curated record.